Messenger RNA from Meloidogyne enterolobii, 990 nucleotides. Lineage: Eukaryota; Metazoa; Nematoda; Chromadorea; Rhabditida; Meloidogynidae. The record is from the annotation of a GenBank genome assembly.
AUGAAUCAAAAUUUGGAUUAUAUGGAGGAGUAUGGGGAUGGAACUUUUGAAUUACAGGCAACAAUACUUCCAAAUGAAUGUAGUUAUCCUAUUGGAAGUUCUUCAUAUAAAAAUGCUGCAAAUGUCCGUUAUUUAUUUCGGCAUGGAAUAAUUAAUUGGCCCAAUUUUACCCAUUGUUUACCCAAUUGUGGUCUUUGUACACAAUUUGCUUCAGAUCAUGCCUACCAAAUUUAUAAUUUGGUAGUUAUUGGGUUUCUUUUACCAUUUAUCAGUUUAUGCGGCCUUUGCGGCAAUAUACUCUCCGCUUUUAUUUAUAGCAGACCUGCUCUACGUCAUUCCUACACUGGAAGUAUUUAUUUAUCUGCUUUAGGAUGCUCAGACACAGCUGUGAUAUUGACUGCUCUUUUUCUUUUCUUUAUUGACUCAAUUAGACGAUAUUCCUUAAAUCUCUCAAUUUUAUAUGGAACUCUUUCCCCUGUUGUAUAUCCAGCUGGGAUGAUUGCACAAACUUGUUCUGUUUAUUUUACAAUUGUUGCCGCUGUCGAUUGUUUUGUUCAAGUUUGUAUGCCAACAAAAAUAAAAAGAUUAUUUUCAAGUCAAUUAUUUACAAAAUGUUUGGCUAGUGGAAUUCUUGCAUUUGCCUUUAUUUAUAAUAUCCCACAUUGUUUUGAAUCGAUACUUUUGGAUUGUUGGCAUCCAAAUUUUCAAAGUCAAUCUGUUGAAGUAUGUCCAGCACCUUUACGAUUCCAUCCCACUUAUAUGCUCAUUUAUUACAAAUAUAUGUAUGCAAUCUUUUUGGCUGUUGGCCCAUUAAUAGUUUUAAUUGUUUUGAAUAUUAUUGUUAUUAUUGCUACUGUUUUUUGUAAAAAGGGAAAUUCUGCUGAUAAUUUGGCUUUAAUACUUGUUGUUUUGCUUUUUAUUUUAUGUAAUACUGUUGCUUUGCUAAUUAAUAUUUUUGAAACGGUUAAUUUUAAAUUCUUAAAUAAAUAA